CGUCCUCUUCUUUCGUUUCCUCCCUCUCUUUCUUCGCCUCUUGUACUCCUCAGUCCUUACAGCCGCCGCCUCUCAAUCUCUCGUCCCUUCUCAUCACUCCCCUUUAAACUCCAUUGAAGAUUGUUGCCCAAGCUUCCACAAAAAUCUCUCAAGGUAAGCAACUCCGCCAAUGAAGAGUAAAAAGGGAAGUAAGAAGCGUGCAGCAGCACCGGAUCCAGAUCUUCCAACUGUUAAAGACAUCGUUGAACUUGGUAAUGGAGAGGCUGCAGACGGAGUCCUUGUUGAGGAUGAUUUGAAUGAACCAACCAUGGGAGAAAAACUUGAAAGUUUAAAUUUAUUAGAUAAUGAUGGACCAAAGAGCCAAGAUAAAGAAGACUCUUCUCUCAAUGCAAAGCCUCCAAGUGCAGACUCUGUUCAUAUUUUACUUAAACAAGCACUACAUGCCGAAGACCGUGCCCUUCUAUUAGAUUGCUUAUACACCCAAGAUGAGAAGGUCAUUGCAAAGUCUAUCUCACUAUUGAAUCCAUCUGGUGUUUUGAAGCUCUUACAAUCUCUCAUUUCUAUUAUUCAGUCGAGGGGUGCAAUUUUGGCAUGUGCACUUCCAUGGUUGAGAAGUCUACUUCUUCAACAUGCAAGUGGUAUAGUGUCCCAAGAAUCUUCUUUAAGUGCCUUGAACUCCUUGUAUCAGCUCAUUGAGUCCAGAGUUUCCACUUUUCAGUCAUCUCUUCAACUAUCAAGUGUCUUAGACUUACUUUAUACAGGGGUACUUGAUGAUGUGGAUGAGACUGGCACCACAAUUCCUGUUGUUUAUGAGGACAAUGAUGACAGUGAUGAAGAGGAAUCUGAGGAUGCCAUGGACACCGAUCAAGACGAUGAAGAUGAAGAGGAGUCAGAUGCAGCACUUGAUGGUGUUAGUGAUUUUGAAGGAAUUGAGGACAUAAGUGAUUGAUGCAAAAUUUGAGAUUCCUUCUGAUUGUAUUCAGAUGGGGCUGAUAAUGUUCCCAAUUUAUUAGUAAUUGUACCAAUCACAUGAGCAUUCAAUAUGAAAGAAAUUUUGUUGCAUGCUUGUCUAUCCUUCAAGUUGAAAAACCUUGGAAACUUGUGAUGGAGAUGAAGAAAUUUAUUAGGCAUAUGGAGAGGAGGGAGAGACAGUGGUGAGUCACGUGUGAUCAGUUUUACUUUCUCCACCGUCACUGAAAGUUUCCGAGGUUUUCGGUUGAUAAUGUAUUAGAAGGGACUCUUGAGUCCAAUAUAUUUAAAUAGCAGCUAUACUUUUGAAAUA
Messenger RNA from Prunus dulcis (almond), 1282 nucleotides. RefSeq names its product WD repeat-containing protein 43. The transcript is spliced from 7 exons. Lineage: Eukaryota; Viridiplantae; Streptophyta; Magnoliopsida; Rosales; Rosaceae. The coding region runs from base 170 to 949 and encodes 259 amino acids. The record is from RefSeq and is a predicted model, not a curated record.